ACAAGCUGUACUUUGUCGCAUGUUUAAUGACGUCAAGAGCUGCUACUGCGCAUGUCAAACAGGACAUCCUUGUCCCCUGUUAAUGACGUACAUCGGCUGCUAGUCGACUCUCGUCCGAGGCCUGAGAUGUUGGGUUUGUUUAUGUUUGGGCAAAUUUUCGUAUUGUUUUAACUGGCUUUUCUGACCAGUGCCGUGACUGCGUUCUUAUGAGGUUUUGGGUCCGGACUGACGACGGAGGAGCCGAGUAGCUGCUGGUUGGCCUGGUAACUCGCUAACAGCGGAGCUCGAGUCAGUUGGAGAAGAGAAUGACAUCUCGGAGGUGGUUCCAUCCAAACAUCACUGGUGUGGAGGCGGAGAACCUCCUGCUCACCCGAGGAGUGGAUGGCAGCUUUCUGGCCCGACCCAGCAAGAGCAACCCAGGGGAUUUCACUUUGUCCGUCAGACGAAAUGGAGCAGUCACCCACAUCAAGAUCCAGAACACUGGGGACUACUAUGACCUCUAUGGCGGGGAGAAAUUUGCCACGCUUGCAGAGCUUGUACAGUACUACAUGGAGCACCAUGGGCAGCUAAAAGAGAAGAAUGGUGACGUCAUUGAGCUGAAGUACCCGCUCAACUGUGCUGAUCCCACAUCCGAGAGGUGGUUCCAUGGUCACCUUUCAGGCCGUGAGGCAGAGAAGCUGCUGACAGAGAAGGGCAAGAAUGGCAGUUUCUUGGUGCGAGAGAGCCAGAGCCACCCCGGUGACUUUGUGCUCUCUGUGCGCACUGGUGACGACAAGACAGAUGGCAGUGAUGGCAAGCCCAAGGUCACCCAUGUGAUGAUCCGUUGCCAGCACGACCAGAAGUAUGAUGUGGGGGGCGGAGAAAAGUUUGAUUCCCUCACAGACCUGGUGGAGCACUACAAGAAGAACCCCAUGGUGGAGACAUUGGGCACAGUACUUCAGCUCAAGCAGCCACUGAACACAACCCGUAUUAAUGCAGCUGAGAUUGAGAGCCGUGUGCGAGAGCUGAGCAAACUUGCGGAGACCACCGACAAGGUCAAGCAGGGCUUCUGGGAGGAGUUUGAGACACUUCAGCAACAGGAAUGUAAACUUCUCUACAGUCGCAAAGAGGGGCAGAGGCCUGAGAACAAGAACAAGAACCGAUACAAGAACAUACUUCCCUUUGACCACACCCGUGUGGUACUCAGAGAUGGAGACCCAAACGAACCUGGUUCCGACUACAUCAACGCGAAUAUCAUCAUGCCUGAGCUGGAGUUCAAAUGUAACAAUGCCAAGGUGAAGAAGUGCUACAUUGCAACCCAGGGCUGUCUCCAGAACACCGUCAGUGACUUUUGGAGGAUGGUUUUCCAGGAGAACUCUUGUGUCAUCGUGAUGACAACCAAGGAAGUGGAGCGGAGCAAGAGCAAGUGUGUCAAGUAUUGGCCAGAUGUCUCGGCACUCAAGGAAUAUGGCGCGAUGCGAGUGCGAAACGUCAAGGAAACCUUGGCCCACGACUACAUCCUGCGGGAGCUGAAGCUGUCAAAGGUUGGUCAGGGCAACACAGAGCGCACAGUCUGGCAGUACCACUUCAGGGCCUGGCCAGACCACGGAGUGCCCACUGAUCCUGGUGGCGUGCUAGACUUUCUGGAGGAGGUCAACCUGAAGCAGGAAAGCAUUCUGGAAGCAGGACCCAUUGUAGUUCACUGCAGCGCGGGAAUUGGUCGAACCGGGACAUUUAUUGUGAUAGACAUCCUUAUUGACGUGAUAAGAGAAAAAGGGGUGGACUGCGAUAUUGACGUACCCAAGAGCAUUCAGAUGGUGCGGUCACAGCGGUCAGGAAUGGUGCAGACCGAGGCACAGUACCGCUUCAUUUACAUGGCAGUGCAGCACUACAUCGAGACGCUGCAGCGCCGCAUCGAGGAGGAGCAGAAGAGUAAAAUCAAAGGGCGAGAGUACACCAACAUCAAGUACUCGCUCUCAGACCUGACGAGUGGAGACCAGAGCCCGUUACCCCCCUGCACACCUACACCCACUUGUGCAGACUUCCGAGAUGAGGGCUCCCGUGUCUAUGAGAAUGUAGGGCUGAUGCAGCAGCAGAAGAGCUUCAGAUGAGGCCUGUUCCCCUCUUGCCUGUGCCUCGGUACUCUAGUCAGAGAGGCUUCCUUAUUUUGGUUUGUUGCAAACUGCGACUGAGCUCCUGAGAUGUCAUCGUGGAAAAUUGGAGACCGCUGAGGCACGAUGCAGUGGCCUGCAUGGUCGCAGACCCUCCUUCCUCUGCCAUGAAAAGCGGUCUGGCCCUCCAGCCUCACGUCGAGAACAACUUUGGCAAUGCCUUGUCCCAAGAUUCGAAGCAGACAUUGACUUUCUGUGCCCCAGUAAAAAAAAGACUAGACUGGUUCAGGGAGUUGGCCUGCAGGUCCAAGCUGCAGUUCACGCGUGUCUCCGCAGGGGGCUGCUGUUUUUGGCUUUGUCUCCAAUUGUUAUAGUAUCCUUUUGUCAUUUUUUGUUAUUUCUGUCAAUGGAAAAUAUUUGGAUUUUGUAUGAUGAAUGAGGGAAGCCUUUACCUGUGCCAUAAAUUUAGUUUGCCAGUCUGCCCAUGUGUAACACCUCAGUUCUUUUCUUUAUCAUACAGCAUAUUAAAGGGAUGCUUUUCUGCAGUUUGGUUAUAGCAUUAGCUGGUGUUAGUUUAACCUUUCUGUCAGUAUUGUGUUUCAGAAGAGAAGAAUAUUGUACAUGUAUGACAUUUUUAGGUUUAGGUACCCCCCAAAAAGCCUUCAUUACUGUUGGAAUAAGAGUAUACUUAUCCAAACUUUACUAGAUGUCCUGUCAUAGACAAUACAUUAGACAUCGGUAACGAUGAAGAAUGCUGAUGUGGUGAUCAGCCAAGAUGGAAUCCCCAAGCACCAAUGGCAGUGCCUGCAUUGCCUCCAAAAAUCCCUAAUCAAGCCAGCAUGGAGUUUCUUCCUACCCCUAAGGUCAAAGUUAAGCAAUUCACUGAAGAAUAGGGGGCCAGUGAACAAGUCUGACUAGCUUAGUUGUAAUAGCUUUUUUAUUUUCUGCAUUUUUCACAUUUUUCUUUGAAUGCCUUUUUUGUACUUGGCAAACUGCAAUCUUAAUAUCUAAAAAUUUUACUGAAAAUGAUGGAACAUUCAUAACUCUGUAAAGAAUGAUCCCUGCAGAGUGUCAGCCCCUAUGAUGUCACUUAUGUUUUUGACAACAUGCCCAAUAUAGUCCUGUAACCCUGGUUGAGUUUGUCCAUCCUGUUCCUCCGUUUGACCAGCUUUAUGCAUUUCUCAUUCGAAUCCAGGACCAUAGAAUCUUUGUAAUUUAAUUUUCUCUUUACCAAAAACUGUGUACUUUCAGCAACAGUAUUUCUAGUGUGUAAUAACCUUUACUGAAUCUGUAAUGGUUGUCCUUUGUUUUUCACUUCAUUAUAACAUCGCCAUUCAUUUCAUUUCAGCUGUGAGAUGGUCACCUUUCUACUUGUCUUGCUGCCUACCCCUUCCCAGCCAUGGAUUUUAAAUGUAAUUCUGAUUUAAAAACUUCAGAGGCACAAAAAUGACACCAUUAGUGUCCCUGCAGUGUGCACGCUGAAGGUUUUACACCUACUGGGAGUGCUGGAAUGGUCGGCCACAGUCCAGUCUCGCUGGACACUGCACUUAAACCAUUCCAUGCACAACAGUGGUUGGAUGUCAUCUGUGGGAAUUGUGGGAUUUGGGCUGACAUCUAGGGCUCUGAGGCAGAGCCCACACUUUUUGGUUCGCUAGUUUUGUUUUGACAAGGGUGUAGAUGGGGAACAUUUGGGAUUUGGAUGGUGGGAAGUACAGACCCAUCACUCACUGUCUGAGAUGGGGUAUGUUUUGUAUCCAUGUACUGUACUGUGUGUUUGUGUGUGUGUGUGUGUUGUACUGUAGGAGGAGUGCCUGUAAAGUUCCAUGUACCAAGGUAUUUUGUAGCCUGUGUGGUAUGUGCGAGUCUGUCCGUUGAGUACUGCUGUCCAACUCACUUUUCCACAAUGCCUAUUCCUCUCUGCGGAGUGGAACCUGAUUACGUUAAUACGUCUAAUUCAUGUCGUUUUUGUCUCCACAGGAAGAACUGUGGUGUGUGUGUGUGUGUGUGUGUGUGUGUGUUUCUGGAUACAUGUGUUGGUCAAACUUCAUUUUGAGCUAAAGUAUGCUCUGGAGUCACAAAGAAACAUAAGUCUUAACAUUUAAUGUGAAUUGUAUUAUUCUGAAUAAUGGCAAAAAAAAAAAAAGAACUCUACAGACUAUAUUUUUUAACUUGUAUAUUGUACAUUAAUAUCUUGUAGAGGAGAAUGUACUCAUUCAACAUACCUAAUUGCCAAUAAAACAUUGUUAAUGUUUAAUCCCACCAUCUGUGAGCAGCAACCAACCAGGUUUAUUCUGUUGUAUGUCAAUCAGUGCAGAUAACCGCGGAAUC
Molecule: messenger RNA, 4418 nt
Organism: Scleropages formosus (Asian bonytongue)
Lineage: Eukaryota; Metazoa; Chordata; Actinopteri; Osteoglossiformes; Osteoglossidae
Gene: ptpn11a
Product: protein tyrosine phosphatase non-receptor type 11a
Exons: 16
Coding region: 306-2090 (594 amino acids)
Biological process (GO): protein dephosphorylation; positive regulation of ERK1 and ERK2 cascade
Cellular component (GO): cytoplasm
Molecular function (GO): receptor tyrosine kinase binding; cell adhesion molecule binding; non-membrane spanning protein tyrosine phosphatase activity
Source: RefSeq, a predicted model, not a curated record